UGGAUGAUCAGAUUGUUUUUGUAGGUUGGAAAAUAAAAACCCAAGAAAAUUGAUGUACCAAACAGUAUGAACCAUUCACCCCAACACAGUUGCCACAUAAGCUAUAGAUAACAUAUUUCCACGUGUAAAUCUUCACACCACACUCAUAUACAUCAAAACUCCCCCUUAGAUAUUUAGGUUUAAUGGAUUUGGAUAGAAAGUACUCCCACUUAAACUCAUACUACUAUUACUCCUAUUUCUUCACUAAAAAAUCUAGUUUUUUUUUUGGUUUUUAGUUUUUUCUUCUUCAUCAAUGUCCAUUUUCUAAAUUUUCAACAACCAAUUUUAAUUCCCAAAUGGCUUUGCCUCAAAUCUUACCUUCUCACAAACCCUACUUAAACCCUAAUAAUUUCUUCUUAAUCCCGCAGUCUAAUUACUCUCAACGCAAUUUUCCUUCUCAAUCAAUACUCCACCGCCGGCGCCGGUGCCGGAGCCGGAGCCGGAGUAGUAUCCGAUGCUCCGCCUCAUCCUUCCCGGAGAAACACCACACCGGUAAUCCAAAAUCGGAUGACGUUGUUGAGCUCCCUCUUUUCCCUCUCCCACUCGUACUCUUCCCAGGUGCUAUUCUUCCUCUCCAAAUCUUCGAGUUUCGUUAUCGUAUAAUGAUGCAUACUCUCCUCCAGACUGACCUUCGUUUCGGAGUUAUUUACUCCGACAGUGCCACGGGUACUGCUGAUGUGGGAUGUGUUGGCGAAGUUGUGAAACAUGAAAAGCUAGUUGAUGACAGGUUUUUUUUGAUAUGUAAAGGGCAAGAGCGAUUCCGGGUGAAUAAAUUGGUGCGGUCUAAGCCGUAUUUGGUUGCGGAGGUGAAUUGGCUGGAAGACCGGCCAUCGGCGAAUGGAGAGGAUGACGUGGAAGGUUUAGCGAAUGAGGUUGAGAGUUAUAUGAAAGAUGUGAUUCGUUUAUCGAAUAGAUUGAACGGGAAACCGGAGAAAGAAGCAACUGAUUUGCGGAGGAAUUUGUUUCCGACUCCUUUUUCCUUCUUUGUUGGGAGUACAUUUGAAGGGGCGCCGAGGGAACAACAAGCGUUGCUCGAGUUGGAGGAUACCGCGAUGAGAUUGAAGAGGGAGAAGGAGACUUUGAGGAAUACUUUGAAUUAUCUUAGUGCUGCUUCUGCUGUCAAGGAUGUGUUUCCGUCUUCUUCGUGAUGAAAAUGUGUAAGAAUUUUUGAAGAUGGAUUAUCUAAAAGGGGGGGGGGGGGGGGGGGGGGGGGGGGGGGGGGUUUAUUUGGUAGGAUCAUGGUUUCUGUAAUGUAUACGCGAUGAUGAAUUGUCUUAUGAAUUUGUAAAUUUUGAUGCCUAAUACUAGUUCCACAAGGUUAUAAUAGUGUUGGAUUGAUUUAUCUUUUGGUGGUAUUGAAUGGAUGAACUUAUAUUGGUAGUGUUGUU
This is a messenger RNA of Capsicum annuum, 1427 nucleotides long. Its product is annotated as lon protease 2. The transcript has a single exon. The record is from RefSeq and is a predicted model, not a curated record. The coding region runs from base 336 to 1187 and encodes 283 amino acids. NCBI's taxonomy places the organism in Eukaryota, Viridiplantae, Streptophyta, Magnoliopsida, Solanales, Solanaceae.